CUAUUUAUGCCAUUACUAUGGUUUAUUACUUAUUUAUACAACUCAUUCUUUUUAUUCAUUUCAUCAAUGAUAUCACCAAUAUACACACAAUUGCAUAUACUAUAGUGUGAACAAAACAAAAUCAUGAAAAUAUUAACAAAAAUGAAUAAUUCAAUAAAAUAAAACAAUACAAAAAAAACAUGCCACGUUCCCCGAUUUAAGUAUAUCCUCCUCUCCCCCUCCUUCCCUCAAUCUCUCUCUCUCACAUCCCUUUAUUGUUGGUUCGAUAAAAGUCUCGCAUACUCUUUAGAUUUUUCCUUACGAAAAUAUUUUCUCCAGAAAUGGCAGAGGCAAGUUUCUAUAUUGGAGUCGUAGGAAAUGUAAUCUCCGUACUCGUCUUCCUCUCACCAGUGGAGACAUUUUGGAAAAUAGUGAAGCGAAAAUCAACGGAGGAGUACAAAAGCUUGCCGUAUAUUUGCACGUUGUUAGGAUCGUCGCUAUGGACAUAUUACGGCAUCGUCACUCCCGGAGAAUAUCUUGUCUCCACCGUUAAUGGCUUUGGUGCUCUUGUUGAAAUCAUCUAUGUCUCCCUUUUUGUCUUAUACGCACCUCGACAUCUCAAGUUACACACAAUCGUGGUGGUAUCGAUGUUGAACGUCCUUUUCCCAAUCGCAGCGAUUGCGGCCACGAGAAGUGCGUUUAAAGAUGAGAAAACGCGUUCUCAAUCGAUGGGUUUCAUAUGUGCUGGUCUCAACAUUAUAAUGUAUGGUUCUCCUCUUUCUGCUAUGAAAACAGUAGUGACGACAAAGAGCGUGAAAUACAUGCCGUUUUGGUUGUCGUUUUUCCUCUUCUUAAACGGCGCGAUUUGGACCGUAUAUGCGUCACUCCAACACGAUGUUUUUCUACUUGUGCCAAACGGAGUGGGGUUUGUGUUUGGGACAAUGCAACUCAUACUAUAUGGAAUUUACAGAAACGCCAAACCCGUCGGUUCAAGGAAAGGCUCGAGUGAUAUUGUUGCAGAUGAAGAGAAUAGCCUCACGUCGCGUGUCCCUCUCCUCACUUAAACCAAUUUUUCUUCGUUUUACAACAAGCCACCUUUUAGAUUUUUUUUUCUUUUCUGGCAACUGUUUUUGUUGAUUUGGGUCGUUAUAAAUAUAAAUCUCAUCAUUUAUUGCCAUUA
This is a messenger RNA of Brassica napus (rape), 1159 nucleotides long. Its product is annotated as bidirectional sugar transporter SWEET17-like. The coding region runs from base 321 to 1043 and encodes 240 amino acids. Lineage: Eukaryota; Viridiplantae; Streptophyta; Magnoliopsida; Brassicales; Brassicaceae. Gene Ontology annotation, biological process: carbohydrate transport. Gene Ontology annotation, cellular component: membrane. Gene Ontology annotation, molecular function: sugar transmembrane transporter activity. The record is from RefSeq and is a predicted model, not a curated record. The transcript has 6 exons.